CUGUAAACCAAGUUGUGAUUGCAAUUGGUGUCACUUCCCACUACUAAGUAGGUAUUUUCCCAGGUGGGUGUCUUCCCCAUUUUUGCGAUGCUUUGCUUCAAAGCUGAAAAGUAAGGAGGGGCAGCUUUAAAACUAGAGGAGAUGUCAAAAUGUAAAAUGUGGUUUUGAUGAGGUUGCCAAAGCCCAAAACCCGCCAAAGACCUCUCCAGUUUCCACUACCACCUCACCUUACGACUCUGCCACGUGGUGUAACAAACUGUUUGCAUGAAUCCAAGGUGGUGUGGUUUGGUCAGCCAAGUGGAUCCAAUCUCUCUGUAACGGUUCGUGUUAAAACGCUUCAACAAACAACAUAACCAUAACCCUUCUCAACCUUUCCCAAUCACCUCAAUCUCUCACACCAAAAAUUUAUGGCAAAAAAAUUAUGGGUGAUAGAAGAAAACCUCUCUCCUGCAUGCCUCUUUUUUCUAGGGUGGAUCGCUUGGAUUCUACUAUGAAAUACUUAGAGGGAAAGCAAAAUUUAAUGGAAGAAAAAGGUGAGAAACAAUGCAUACCGAUGGAUUUGGCAGUGAGAGAGGCUCAGUUCAAAGGGUCACUGUUAGAUCGGAUCACUUGGCUCGAACAGCGGCUUCAUAAGCUAUCCUUGCAGCUGGAAACUAGGAGCAAGCAGCAGCCUCAUCCCUCACGGAUGCAAACAGCUGGGGAAACAUCUUCUAGACAUGGACCCAAGAAGGAACUUUCUUGUUCAUUCCCAGUUUUCAGCACUCGAAAUCAUAAUCAUGGCCACAAACAAACCUCCCAAUUCCAUGUCCCUAGGUUUGAAUAUCAGGGGAAAUCUGAUAGAGGGCAACAGAGGCAGAAACACCCAAGUACACUAAAGCAGCAAGUCGGGAAGAAGAAUAGGACCAAUAAAGAAGAUAAGACGAGCAAAAGUGGAAAGAGAAUGCCUCCCAAUUGGCCUCACUUUAAAAUGUUGGGUUGCUAGUCCACCUCACCUAGCUAAUUUCUUUCUUUUCCUUCCCUUUAACUCUUUAUUGUUGCUUUCUUAAUCCCAUACCAUAUCUCCCGAUACUGCAAUUUCAUUCCCGGCCUUAUUCUUUUCCCAAGUUUUUUUCAGUUGUCAUAUGGAUAUUCUGUGCUUUGAUGUGGGUGACAGCCCAGACAUCCAUUCUAAGGACAUAAUGGUUAUUUUACAUAAACUAUACUAUUAAAUUUUAUAGAUUCCGCACUUACUGAGGUUGCA
Messenger RNA from Vitis vinifera (wine grape), 1240 nucleotides. RefSeq lists its product as uncharacterized. The transcript has 4 exons. NCBI's taxonomy places the organism in Eukaryota, Viridiplantae, Streptophyta, Magnoliopsida, Vitales, Vitaceae. The record is from RefSeq and is a predicted model, not a curated record. The coding region runs from base 422 to 982 and encodes 186 amino acids.